Spodoptera exigua (beet armyworm) is the source of this 2646-nucleotide messenger RNA. NCBI's taxonomy places the organism in Eukaryota, Metazoa, Arthropoda, Insecta, Lepidoptera, Noctuidae. The record is from the annotation of a GenBank genome assembly.
UAAAAACAUGGCGAGUAGCAUAAUGACUGGCUCAUUCACUCACUUCAAAUCUUUGCCAACACUAGUAGACUAAUAACUUUGCCGUGCUUAGCUUGUGACAGACAUUUUUGAAUAUUAUUUUUAAACAAUUGUUUCUGCUUCAAUAUGAUACCCAGAGGCAGUAUGACAAAGGACGGCAAGCCGUUACCAUACCGACACGCGGGGCCGCGGAACAGCCGUCACAACAAGCACAAGAAGCCCAAGAAGCAAGUGUCUGAAGACGAGGAGAGCGAAGAAUCCCCCGUGGAGGAUCAGCCCCAGGAAGAACAGCAACGCAGCCCGUCACCCAUGCAAGAAGAACCCACUGUGCGGUUACCUGAAGAGGUACUGAAAGCCCUGUAUAAGACACCGGGCGUGCUGAUGAUCGCCGGUCUGGUGUCGUGGGACCUCGUCGCGCGCCGGGACAACAACCCAACAAAGAGAACGCAUCCCAAUCUUUACACCUUCCACAAAUUUACUGACCGCAAGUACCGGUUCAUUGCCAGUAGCUGUUCUGCUGGCCACUCGGUGCUGGUGGAUGAACAUGGAGAGGUUUACACUUUUGGUCGCAAUACUUGCGGUCAGCUUGGGUUUGGAGACACUGUGACACGUAACGUACCUGAGCCGGUCCCCGCCCUGCGCGGGAAGAACAUCAUCCACGCUGCCGUUGGACGACACCACACGCUUUUCGUUACAGACACGGGUACUGUGUACGCUUGCGGUGACAACAAAUGCGGCCAGUGCGGCAUCGGGAACACUACGCCGCAAGUGUUGAAACCUACACGAGUGCGCUACAGUGGUGCUCCAGUUGUGAAGGUGGGCUGUGGAGCUGAGUUCUCCAUGAUUCUGGACUGUAACGGAGCCUUGCACUCCUUUGGACUGCCUGAGUAUGGCCAGCUUGGUCACAACACCGACGGCAAAUACUUCGUGACCUCAACGAAGCUGUCGUUCCACUUCGAGACGGUUCCGAAGCACGUGGCCCACUUCUUCGAGAAGACUAAGGAAGGUCACAUCAACAUCGUCAAGGAUGUAGAGAUCGUCGACUUCUCCUGCGGAAACAAUCACACUGUGGCAAUAGACUCGAGGAAGCGUGCCUACAGCUGGGGUUUCGGCGGGUUUGGACGACUGGGUCACGCCGAGCAGAAAGACGAAAGUGUCCCGCGUAUGAUCAAAUACUUUGAUUCGCAGUCGCGCGGCGUACGUUCUGUGCACUGCGGCGGCACCUACAGUCUCGCUGUUAAUGAACAUGGCGGACUUUUCCUGUUCGGGCAGACUAAGCGUACUGGCGAAGCGAACAUGUACCCAAAACCAGUUCAGGACCUCAGUGGUUGGAAUAUCCGCAGUGUUGGCACCAGCAAUACUUCGAUCGUGAUCGCAGCGGACGAUUCGCUCGUUGCCUGGGGCGUGUCACCCACCUAUGGGGAACUGGGCACAGGCGACAUCAAUAAGUCGUCGGCGCGCCCCAAGGAGGUGACCCGCAUGGAAGGGCUGAACAUCACUCAAGUCACUAUGGGGUACUCACACACUCUGCUCCUCUGUGAUGACGCUGGCGAGGAGGUCAAGGCCAAGCUAGCCUCCAUGCCUACCUUCAAUCCCUAACUGCCUCAACUUCACAAACACAGAACAAACCCCACUAAGGGACGACAUUUAAUGUAAUUAUCUAACUGUCCACAAGCUAUGAACAAUUUUCUAUAAUAAUUAUCAUUGAUAAGCAUUUAAAUUUCAAGUAUUGUUACCUAAGCAUGCCUUUCCUGUAUUAAAAUUAGAAAUAAUGUCGCCUCUUAGUCUUUACGGGCUGUUUUUGUUGAGAUUGGGACACAUUCUCUGAUUUCUAAAACCCGGUAAACAUAAUUAUGGAACCUGUCUUUCCCAUUCUCAACAAACAUGCUACCCACACGUUACAAUAGCCGGCCUAUUGAAAUUUGAUCGUAAUUUAUAGUUUCCAAGUCGAUUAUAAUUGUUGUCCAGUAGGUAUCAUAAUUUCUAACUAGUAAGAUUUGUAUGUUUUAUAAUUUUGUAAUGGUGUUAGUUGCAAUUCAAUUUGAACUUUGAAUUUAUCUAUAAUGAACGAUUUCCUGACAUGUUACUUAGAAUCCAAGUAAGAUGUUGUCAAAAUUUUCCCUCUUUUAGAUAAUUGACUGCAUAUGUUAUAGUUGAAAUGUUUAAAUUGUACACUAGUUAACGUCUGUUUUCCGAUGGUCGAACGAUCUGCUUUGAUUGCUGACAAAAUUAAAAUUAGUUUUAUAGAUAAACUACAACAGUUUUUGGGAAAUUAUUGGUACUUGACAGCAUUUGAGAAAUUCAUUGCUCUUUUCGAAAAGACAAAAUUUUAAAUUUGCCAAGUGUUUCGUAUAGGACUGUGUGUUGUGACAUCAUGUUGUUUAACGUGACAAAUCAUAUUUUUUUCUUGGAAAUUAGGUAAAACAAGAAUACUAAGUAAAUCGGAAAAUCAAUCAGUGAUAGUUUGAUUAUUUUAAAACAAUCAAUGUAUUAAAUUUGAGUGUAUUGCAAAAAUUUAAUAUGUUUUGACUGAGUACUCAAUUGAUACGACAGCUCAUUGCAUUGAUUGUACAGGAAUUUAUAAAGAUCUUUUUGAGAAUUUAGACUUUUAGAGUCCCCAAGCCCAGU